Tripterygium wilfordii is the source of this 3153-nucleotide messenger RNA. Its product is annotated as TLC domain-containing protein 4-B-like. Gene Ontology annotation, cellular component: membrane; endoplasmic reticulum. The record is from RefSeq and is a predicted model, not a curated record. The coding region runs from base 2080 to 2907 and encodes 275 amino acids. The transcript is spliced from 9 exons. Gene Ontology annotation, biological process: lipid homeostasis. Lineage: Eukaryota; Viridiplantae; Streptophyta; Magnoliopsida; Celastrales; Celastraceae.
CUAAGCUUCCUAAAAAUACCUUUUCUUCCUCACAUUUGGUCUAUAUAGUUGUGAUAUUCUUACAUACAUAUUUAGUUCAUUCACCAAACAAGAAAACAAGUAGAUGAACGCUAUAUGCACCCCACGGUUUACUAACGCAUCUCAAUUUUUCGUCAAAAAACACACUCUUAAAACAUCUCAUUCGUCCCUACCAUGAAGCCCCACCCAAACCCUAGUUUCAUCUUUGAUUGCGCUGGCGACGGAAGGAGAUGGACAACAAUGAGCACUUAUUUGACGGAGAUGACCAUUUCUUCGAAGGAGACGAUGGAGACGACCCUCUUGAAGAGAAUAGAGACGAGGAAGUCUUUAUCUUCGCCAGAUCCAGAGGAAGCCAAGUUGACAAAGGCAUCUCCUGAUCUCGUCAUUGGGUUAACACAUGGAUCUCUCCCUUCAGACCUUGCCUCCUGGUUUGACUCCAUGCUCUCCCGAUCUCGUCAACAAUCCUCAUAUGCUUUCAACAAUGUGUUUCCAUCAAUUAUUCGUGAUUUGUACCAAUCAAGAAUGAUUCUUCAAGGACUAAGUCUAAUUUCUUAUCUAUAUGCCUUUCCAUUACUUAUUCAUUAGAGGUGAAGCUUGGGAAGGUGGAAGCUUGAGAGAAGAAAGGUGUGGCUAGUGGUGGUUUUGAUGGUGGAGGGUCUGAGGAGAAGUGGGGGUGCGCAAAUGAGAUAUUUUGGAAAAAUUGAAAAAAUAGGUGUACUUGAGAAUGUUACGUUUUUAAGUAGAGUUUAUUUAUAUUGAGGCGUAUUUAACAAAAUUCAAGGGUCAUAUAAUGUUUUUUUGUUUUUUUAACAAGCAAACUGACCGAACCUAUCAAGAAAACAGAGAAAGCAGUAAGCACACGUAAUUCUCACCCUACCCGGGACAGGCACUGCUCUCUCACUUAUUGUAUUCGGUUACAGAUUCCUAUCCAGCCACUCAAAAUUGAUCGAACCUUACGGUUGUUGCAUUGCAAUCUCGUGUAUGUUAUGAUGUUAACGUUUCGAUUAACAUCUCUAUAUUUGUCUCCUUAAUUACCCAUUCGGGCCAUUCCCAAUUUUCUCUUGAUUCUCUUGUUUCGCUUCAUCUGUUUUGUAUUGAUUGAAUUUCCUUAUUUGCUCCGAAUACCCAAAUCGAGUAAUUGUCGUGGUUGUGGUUUUAUAUCUCCUUAUUUAACUAUGUUCUCCAUUACUCUUAAAUACCCACUUGCUAUUUGCUCUGGAUUUGGGGAUUUGGAGUCGUGCAUUUUGCAUUGAUUUGCUCGUAUUCACCUUUGCUUUCCAGAGAACCGGUCUGUUGUUGCCCUUAUUUAGAGGGGUUUGGUGAUUUUUGUGUCACGAUGUGGACAAUGAUGCUUUAGGUAAGGUAUUCGAUUAGACUUUUGAAAGUUUCUACUUUUACACUCAUUCGUGCAUUCUAGUAUGAUUUGGGUGUUAGUGUGUGUUGAUUUAUUUACAUUUGAUGAUUUACACAGUUGAUGCGGUGCAUCUUAUGUAUUCACCCGGUUUGGUGCAUUUUAUGUUUAUUUUGAUUAUUUGGCAAUUGCAUACAGAUAAUCAUUGGUUCUCUUGUUAGGAGUUGGACAUUUUUUGCCAGUUGCAGAGAAUUUCGACCGUAGUGAUUCUUUAGUUUUGUACUGUGAGCUGCGGUUGUCUAAUUAAAGCUUGAUCUUACUUUCCGUGGUUCUUUGGGAUCUGAUCUCAUUAAUAUAGUUUGAUCAUAUGCUUCCUUGUGAUGUAAUGGAAGCAUUUGUUAUUAACAAAUGUUGUUCUCCUUCAGAGAGGGAUUCUAUAAGUUUUUGCUAGUUACUAAGAAACAUCACUGAAGGAUGAUGAAGCCCUGCAAAAACUUUUGGUUCUUUGCCGGACUGAUUUCUUGAUUCUCACUUUACAUUUGUGGAUUGCUGUUAGCCCUGUGCUACUUUGGCAUGACUCAGCGUAGCUCUCUGCCCCUGUGCUGGUCACGCACAAAAGGCUAUGGAAAGGCAAAAUGAAGAGGUGAAAAGAGUUGGAGUACUGAACGGAAAUUGAGAUCUACUGCUAGUGGCGUAACAAUUACAUUAGGAUGUCAGUUCCCCAAAAGACUGUUAUGGCUUUCAAGUCUUACCAAAAUCAGGCUGAGGUGCUGGUUAAGAAUUACUUAUUUGCAGAUCCUUUCAUCCCAUAUACUUCAAUCCUUGGUGGCUUAUUUGCUUGCAAAGUGGUCUAUGAUCUCACACAGUUAAUCAGCACAUUCUACAUCAAGACUUAUUCUAGUCUUACAAAAAUCCAGCGAAUUGAGUGGAACAAUCGCGGUACCUCUACAGUUCAUGCAAUUUUCAUUACAGCCAUGUCCUUGUACUUCGUGUUCUGGUCAGAUCUCUUUUCUGACAAACAGCAGUCUGGUCUUAUUACCUUUCGGAGCUCACCUCUCUCGGCUUUUGGCUUAGGGGUUUCGGUGGGCUACUUCUUUGCGGAUCUCGGAAUGAUUUUUUGGCUAUAUCCUUCCUUGGGUGGAAUGGAGUAUGUCAUCCAUCACUCUCUUUCCGGAAUAUCUGUGGCAUAUUCUAUGUUUUCUGGAGAAGGGCAGCUUUACACAUAUAUGGUCCUCAUCUCCGAGGUGACAACCCCAGAGAUAAAUAUGAGAUGGUAUCUUGAUACUGCUGGUAUGAAGAGGUCCAAUGCAUAUCUCAUUAAUGGUGUUUUGAUAUUUUUUCUUUGGCUGAUUGCAAGAAUUCUGCUCUUCGUUUACUUGUUUAACCAUGUCUACCGGCAUUAUGAUCAGGUCAUGCAGUUGCACAUCAUGGGCUAUUUCUUGGUUUUUGUGGUUCCCACGGCACUAGCUAUUCUGAAUUUGAUGUGGUUUGGGAAGAUUUUGAAGGGUUUAAAGAAAACUCUGGCUAAGAAGCAGUGAUGGACAUGAAACAUACAAGGUAGUCAUUAGCAUUUCCCUGUUAAUACUGGAUACAAUAUUCAAUUUCAUUCUUCCACUCGCUCUAUAAACGAUAGGAUGGCAAAGAAGAAACUGGCAGUAAUAUGAUUUGUAUAGGAAUCUGCUGAUGGAUAUGAUCCACUUAACACAAAUUUUCAGCAGCAAAUUUUAUCUUGCACAGAGUUUCUUACAAUCAUAUAAAAAGCACUCUCUCUCUCUCUCUCUCUC